Molecule: messenger RNA, 3769 nt
Organism: Cyphomyrmex costatus
Lineage: Eukaryota; Metazoa; Arthropoda; Insecta; Hymenoptera; Formicidae
Gene: Ae2
Product: anion exchange protein Ae2
Exons: 8
Coding region: 55-3702 (1215 amino acids)
Biological process (GO): transmembrane transport; bicarbonate transport; regulation of intracellular pH
Cellular component (GO): plasma membrane
Molecular function (GO): monoatomic anion transmembrane transporter activity; solute:inorganic anion antiporter activity
Source: RefSeq, a predicted model, not a curated record
ACGCACCAGAUCGAUGGACAUGCUACGGAAACAGGACCGGAACUCGACGAGGAAAUGGAGAAGGUCUUUGCGAUGGACACCGGGGAAAAAUUCGACGUAGCUCGUCUUGGAUCACCUUCGGAAUCGACUGGAUCUGAUCGAGAUCGCGAUCGUGGACCACUUCCACGAUAUGGUGGCGAUCGCGAUUUCAAUCAAUAUCGUAAAAAAAGCUAUCCGCAUCCUCAUACGCCCUUGAAGAGUCUGCAUUCCAGAUCUAUGCGACGACAUCUUUCUCCUGAAGGAUCGACGGCGGAAAUGUCCAUCGAAGAGGACCAUAUUAAUAUCCAAGCGGAGAACGAGAUUCAGAAAGUCGACGGGGUGAACCGUAAUGGAUUGCAAUCGAUCAAUACAGUAGAAGCCGAAGCCGAAGUUGAUGAAGAAACGAUAAAGACCAAAAAUGUAGACAAUAAUGAGAACGAGGCGCCGAUCUCGGAAAGGGCGGCUUCCAGUUUCAGCCCAAUCAUUGACAGUCCGAGGGUACAAUUUGAGAAGAUCAAGGAAGAAGAUGCAUCAAGUACGCAAACACUGGAAAUGCUAACGAGUACUAUUCCGAGUGGCCAUGAGGAAGAUCGGAAUCGCCGACGGCACCAGAAGCACGAACAUAAACGUCACCAUCACAAAUCUCGCAAAUACUCUCUACAGGAGGAUCCGCAAUGGCGAAAACGAUCUGGAGCUGGUCUUCCAGAUAGUUCGAGCCUGCUGGCUCGACGUGUCAGCGUCCAACCGGAAGAAGCGAGCACUUUACAGGAACUCGACAUCGACGAUUUGGAGUCACAUCGUAGUGACGAUCCACGUGGCAUGCGCCGGCACAAAGCCGCUUACUCGACGGUGCAGAUAGGCCGACGAAAAGAAGGCGGCAUUUUCCAUGACACCUUCAAGAAAAUGUACGAUCACUCGCCGCACGAAGUAUUCGUCCAACUGGACGAACUACAUGGCUUGGGCGAAGAACGUGAAUGGCGAGAGACCGCCAGAUGGAUCAAAUAUGAAGAGGACGUUGAGGAGGGUGCUGACAGAUGGGGCAGACCUCAUGUGGCUUCUCUUAGCUUUCAUUCACUACUGAAUCUUCGCCGUUGUUUAGAAACUGGUGUAAUCCUUCUUGAUCUGGAGGAAAAGGAUUUGCCUGGGCUGGCUUACAGAAUAGUCGAGCAAAUGGUCAUCGAAGAGCUUAUCCUAGCCCAGGACAGACCGGUUGUGAUGAGAGCACUCCUACUCAGACACAGGCAUGUGCACGAACACGAACGUUUCCGUUUCGGUGGCAAGAGGAACUAUUCUAGUUACACCAGCCUUCAGAAUCUACACGAUGCGAAGCCGAAGAUCAUAUCAUCGAACAUGGCACUCGACAGCAAUCAUGCAGUAGUCGAUAUCAAGGAGGAGUUGACGUACAUGAGCAGUAACGAGGACUUGAAGAAAGGUCACAAUGAUUACAUUCUCAAAAGAAUCCCAGCUGGUGCUGAGGCAACAGUCGUACUUGUCGGUGCCGUCGACUUUUUGGAUCAGCCAACGAUAGCCUUCGUACGAUUGGCCGAAGGUGUACUUAUGCCGUCUAUUACGGAAGUCACGAUACCAGUCAGAUUUAUGUUUACCUUAUUAGGACCGAGAAACGCAGACCUGGACUAUCACGAAAUUGGCCGGUCUAUCUCCACUCUAAUGGCAAACACGACAUUUCAUAAAGUCGCUUAUAAAGCCAACGAGAGACGAGAGUUGCUUUCAGCUAUUAACGAGUUCCUAGACGAUUCGAUUGUAUUGCCACCUGGCAACUGGGAAAGACAAGCUUUGCUACCGUUUGACGAACUUAAGGCGAAGAGUGAGGCUAUCAGAAAACGGAAAGCGAGAGCGCUCGAAGAGAAAAGCAAACCGGAGCAAAAUGAAGUAGCCGGAAAAAAAGCUCUUUUUGCCGACGAAGAGGAAAAGAAACCAUCAGAAGAUGAUGACGAUCCAUUGCGACGUACCAAACGACCAUUCGGUGGCCUCAUCAACGACAUUAAGCGCCGUUACCCUUUCUAUUUAUCCGAUUUUAAGGAUGGUUUGAGCUCAUCCUGCCUCGCGGCUGCUAUCUUCAUGUAUUUCGCUGCACUAUGCGGCGCCAUCACAUUCGGUGGCCUGAUGAGUGAUAAAACACAGAAUGUAAUAGGCAUUUCCGAGACUCUUAUUUCUGGUUCGUGGACGGGCGUGAUAAUGGCAUUAUGUGCCACUCAACCGCUGGUGAUUAUCGGCACAACUGGUCCGCUAUUGCUCUUUGACGAGAGCUUAUACAAUUUCUGCUUGGCGAACGAGCUUGAGUUUCUCACCGUACGGGUAUAUGUUGGCGCCUGGAUGGGUAUCAUCGCCUUGGCAAUUGCCUGCGUCGAAGGUUCCGUUCUCGUACGACUCUUCACGCGCUUCACCGAGGAGAUCUUCACUGGAUUGAUUUCUAUCCUUUAUAUCGUUGAGACGUUUAUGAAACUUUACAACUACUUCGUGCGCAAUCCUCUUCUUCACGAAUACAGCUUUGGACCGGACACCAACAAUACAGUUUAUCCGCUCUACGUUACUGAAAUGAAGGUUACUAGAUCGCCAUGGAAUGGAACUGAAGAAAUCCUACGCUUGGAAAACGUUCGCGAGCUUCUACCGAGUCAUGAUAAAAUCAGGCUGUCAAUCAAUCAGCCCAAUACAGCUUUGAUGUGUACUAUCCUUUGUCUGGGCACCUUCCUGGGAGCCUAUUACUUGAGAAUCUUUCGCAACAGCCAUUAUUUAGGCCGUAGUGCUCGAAGAACUUUCGGAGACUUCGGCGUGCCUAUUAGCAUUAUCGUUUUUGUUCUGAUCGACUAUUUAUUUAUGGUAAAAACCGAAAAAUUGUUGGUACCUGAAGGACUCUCCCCAACUAUGCCCGAUAGAAAUUGGUUCGUAUCUCCUGUCGGAUAUGAAAAACCUAUACCGCUUUGGAUGGCUCUAGCUUGCGUGGUACCAGCUUUGUUGGUUUACAUCUUGGUCUUUAUGGAGACUCAAAUAUCGGAACUAAUUAUCGAUAAAAAGGAGCGAAAAUUGCGGAAGGGCAAUGGCUAUCACAUGGACAUCGUGGUAGUUUGCCUAAUGAAUGUAGGAUGUGGACUGAUGGGUGCACCUUGGUGUUCCGCUGCGUCUGUGCGCUCCCUCACCCACGUAUCCGCUUUAACCGUAAUGUCACGCACCCACGCGCCUGGUGACAAACCGCAUAUUGUUGAAGUGAAGGAGCAAAGAGUGAGCGCUCUCCUGGUCGCGAUACUUAUAGGCGUAAGUGUGCUGAUGGCACCAUUGUUGCGGCGGGUUCCGAUGUCUGUCCUUCUUGGUGUGUUCCUAUAUAUGGGAAUUUCAUCAAUGAACGGCGUGCAGUUAUUUGAUCGAGUCAAACUGUUUUUCAUGCCAGUCAAACACCAUGGCACAGCAAACUACGUACGCCGUGUACAAACCUAUAAGAUGCACAUCUUCACUCUCAUACAAAUCUUGUGCUUAGCCGUAUUGUGGAUUGUCAAAAGUACUAGGGCCGCCCUGGCUCUACCCUUCUUCCUUAUUCUGAUGAUACCGUUGCGCGCUCAGAUGAGCCACUUCUUCACCACUGCGGAGCUACGUGCUCUUGAUAGUAAAGGAUCCGAACACGAAGUCGAGGACGAACUGGAUUUUUACGAAGAAGCUCCUCUACCUGGUUAGACUGUGCCUUAAUCGAUUACUCUAUAUUACGGCGUCUUUCUCUCUCUCUCCCCCCCCUCUCUCUCUC